Molecule: messenger RNA, 3280 nt
Organism: Rana temporaria (common frog)
Lineage: Eukaryota; Metazoa; Chordata; Amphibia; Anura; Ranidae
Gene: GIPR
Product: gastric inhibitory polypeptide receptor
Exons: 13
Coding region: 1787-3199 (470 amino acids)
Biological process (GO): adenylate cyclase-modulating G protein-coupled receptor signaling pathway; cell surface receptor signaling pathway
Cellular component (GO): plasma membrane
Molecular function (GO): gastric inhibitory peptide receptor activity; peptide hormone binding; G protein-coupled peptide receptor activity
Source: RefSeq, a predicted model, not a curated record
CUAUAUACACUGCGCUCUCUAUAUCUGUAUACUAUGCUCUCUAUACACUGGGCUCUCUAUAUCUACACUGCGCUCUCUAUAUCUGUAUACUGUGCUCUCUAUAUACACUGCGCUCUCUAUAUCUGUAUACUAUGCUCUCUAUACACUGGGCUCUCUAUAUCUACACUGCGCUCUCUAUAUCUGUAUACUGUGCUCUCUAUAUACACUGUUCUCUCUAUAUCUGUAUACUAUGCUCUCUAUACACUGGGCUCUCUAUAUCUACACUGCGCUCUCUAUAUCUGUAUACUGUGCUCUCUAUAUACACUGUUCUCUCUAUAUCUGUAUACUAUGCUCUCUAUACACUGGGCUCUCUAUAUCUGUAUACUGUGCUCUCUAUAUACACUGCGCUCUCUAUAUAUUCGACGAUAUAUAAAUGGAGGACACGGGAUGGAAUAUAGAUGGAGGACACGGGACGGUAUAUAGAUGGAGGACACGGGACGGUAUAUAAAUGGAGGACACAGGAUGGAAUAUAGAUGGAGGACACGGGACGGUAUAUAGAUGGAGGACACGGGACGGUAUAUAGAUGGAGGACACGGGACGGUAUAUAGAUGGAGGACAUGGGACGGUAUAUAGAUGGAGGACACGGGACGGUAUAUAGAUGGAGGACACGGGACGGUAUAUAGAUGGAGGACACGGGACGGUAUAUAGAUGGAGGACAUGGGACGGUAUAUAGAUGGAGGACACGGGACGGUAUAUAGAUGGAGGACACGGGACGGUAUAUAGAUGGAGGACACGGGACGGUAUAUAGAUGGAGGACACUGGACGGUAUAUAGAUGGAGGACACGGGACGGUAUAUAGAUGGAGGACACGGGACGGUAUAUAGAUGGAGGACACUGGACGGAAUAUAGAUGGAGGACACGGGACGGUAUAUAGAUGGAGGACACGGGACGGUAUAUAGAUGGAGGACACGGGACGGUAUAUAGAUGGAGGACACGGGACGGUAUAUAGAUGGAGGACACGGGACGGUAUAUAGAUGGAGGACACGGGACGGUAUAUAGAUGGAGGACACGGGACGGUAUAUAGAUGGAGGACAUGGGACGGUAUAUAGAUGGAGGACACGGGACGGUAUAUAGAUGGAGGACACAGGAUGGUAUAUAGAUGGAGGACACGGGACGGUAUAUAGAUGGAGGACACGGGACGGUAUAUAGAUGGAGGACACGGGACGGUAUAUAGAUGGAGGACAUGGGACGGUAUAUAGAUGGAGGACACGGGACGGUAUAUAGAUGAAGGACACGGGACGGUAUAUAGAUGGAGGAAACGGGACGGUAUAUAGAUGGAGGACACGGGACGGUAUAUAGAUGGAGGAGACGGACGGAAUAUAGAUGGAGGACACGGGACGGUAUAUAGAUGGAGGACACGGGACGGUAUAUAGAUGGAGGACACGGGACGGUAUAUAGAUGGAGGACACGGGACGGUAUAUAGAUGAAGGACACGGGACGGUAUAUAGAUGGAGGAGACGGGACGGAAUAUAGAUGGAGGACACGGGACGGUAUAUAGAUGGAGGACACGGGACGGUAUAUAGAUGGAGGACACGGGACGGUAUAUAGAUGGAGGACACGGGACGGUAUAUAGAUGAAGGACACGGGACGGUAUAUAGAUGGAGGACACGGGACGGUAUAUAGAUGGAGAACACGGGACGGUAUAUAGAUGGAGGACACGGGACGGUAUAUAGAUGGAGGACACGGGACGGUAUAUAGAUGGAGGACACAGGACGGUAUAUAGAUGGAGGACACGGGACGGUAUAUAAAUGGAGGUCUCAUUAUUCUAUAUUUUUGCUCUGAUUCAGGACAGAGGGGUCGGGAUGUUGGCUCAGAUGGUCGUAUUUUUUCUGUUCCUCCUGGAGGGCGUUCACCCGGACACGGUACAUGAGAUGGUCCAGGCCUGGAAGGGAUAUCAGGAGGAGUGUGAGCUCCGGAUACAGUCCGAUCCUCCAAUGAGUGGAGUGUACUGCAACCGCACCUUCGACAUGUACGUGUGCUGGGGGGAUGCUGCGGCCAACACCACCCACUCGGAGCCCUGCCCAUCCUACCUGCCCUGGUAUGCCCAAGUAAAGGAUGGUUUUGUGUUCCGGCGGUGCGAUUCCGAGGGUCAGUGGGUCAGAGAUGAGACCGACAUGCCCUGGAGAGACCACUCACAGUGCGAGAAUGUCAACCCAGAGGAGGAACAAUCCCAAUGGGAAGCGUGGAUCCUGUCUCAGUUGCGGGUGAUGUACAGUGUGGGAUACGGGGUCUCGCUGGCUGCGCUGACUGUGGCCCUCUGUAUACUGACACAGCUCAGGCGCCUGCGCUGUACGCGGAACCUCAUCCACUGUAACCUGUUUGUGUCUUUCAUCCUGCGUGCCGUGUCUCUGCUGUCCCGGGACGCUCUGCUCAUACACCAACACAGCAUGAUCCAGGGCCAGGAGGACAUGACUGCCCUGCUGAGGGAGAGGACUCUGGUUGGCUGUCGUGUUGCUCAGACCAUCACCCAGUAUUGUGUGGCCGCCAAUUACUACUGGCUGCUGGUGGAGGGCGUGUACCUGCACAACCUGCUGGUUGUCUUGUCUUUCUCUGAAGAGGCGGUGCUGCUGCGGUACAUGGCACUGGGCUGGGGGGCCCCGGUGCUGUUUGUGGUCCCCUGGGUGGUGGUUCGGCAGCUCUAUGAGAACACACAGUGCUGGGAGAGGAACGACAACCGAUCCUAUUGGUGGAUCAUCCGAUCUCCAAUCCUAUUUGCUGUGCUGGUGAACUUCAUCAUCUUCCUGCGGAUUCUUCACAUUCUGGUGCUGAAACUACGAGCCAAUCAGAUGAGGAGGAGUGACCGCAAAUACAGGUUGGCCAAAUCGACUCUGACUUUGAUCCCUCUUCUGGGGAUUCACGAGGCCGUCUUCAACCUGAUCCCGGAGGAGAGUGCUCGGGGGCGUGUCCGCUACAGCAAGCUGGGGCUGGAGUUACUCCUCAGCUCCAUUCAUGGGUUGCUGGUCGCUCUGCUGUACUGUAUAUGCAACAAAGAGGUUCAGGCAGAAUUGCGCAGGAAGUUGAAGGACACAUUUUCUCAGGAACGUUCGUCCUCUACAUCCAGAUCUCUGCCGCCCCCUCCUGGAAGACCACGCGUUGGGGAGGACCUGAUGUCGGAUAGUUCGGAGGCCGCCCAGCCCAUCGCCCGCAGCCGGCAGUGUUAGGUUAACUCCUCUUCACUUAUUUAUUUAUUUAUUGUUUGUCAAAUUCCCUCUUCUGCUCAUUAAAAUCUUGUGAAAAGCAAA